AUUUGAACGCUUCCUGUUGUCCUGGUACGUCACGUCCUGCUAUUACAGUUCCGGAAGCUGGAGUCAGAAAUGUUGCGAGUCGUUGCGGAAUAAACUAUUGAUUUAACACUGGAGACGCUGCAAAUUACUUUAUCGUUCCAGAGCUAGAUACGUAGAAGAAGAAGGUGGUCAUGGAAGAGCAGACUACGGAGAUCGAGGUGACAGUGAAGACAUUGGACUCCCAGAGCAGGAGUUACUCUGUCUCCGGCCAGCUGACUGUGAAGGAAUUCAAGGAGCACAUUGCGGUAUCGGUUGGCAUCCCUGUGGAUAAACAGAGACUCAUCUACCAGGGCAGAGUUCUACAGGAUGAAAGGACGCUGGCGGACUACAAUGUGUCGGGGAAGGUGAUCCAUCUGGUGGAGCGCGCCCCGCCCCCGGCCUCCCAGCCCGGGGCGGACUCUGGGUCGGGUUCAGCCGACGGCGGGACCUCCUCCGCCCCGCAGGGCCCGCCCCAGGGGCCCCCCCAGGGCCCUCCGCACGACCGCAAUGCCAACAGCUACGUUAUGCUGGGCACCUUCAACCUGCCCGUCAACCUCAUGGACCCCCAGCACAUACAGAUGUCCGUUCAGCAGCUCAUGUCAGGUCUAGGAGAGAACGCCAGGAACGCCAGAGUGACCACAAGCACUGGGAAUGGAUCGAUGAAUGUCCACAUCGACAUGGACCAGUCAGUGCAGAGCGAGCCCAGGCUACGGCUCCUAUUGGCCGAGAACCUGCUGAGGGAUGCCAAUGAACUCAUCACGAGGAUGGAGGCUCAACCAUCCAGCAGCUCUCACCCAGAGCCCCCUCCUUCUGCCGCUGCUCCUGCCGCCGCGGUGCCGGCUGCAGCUCCUCCCGCUGCCGCGGUUCCUCCUGCCCCGUCCUCCCCCUCCUCCACCCCGUCUCCCUCUGCCCAGCCCAUGGACACCUCCCCUCCCUCCGGCACCCCCCCGCCCCAACCGUCAGCUCCUGGCCAACCAGAAGGCCCCACACCCCAAGCCGGGCCCAACCACCCCAGCCCAGUGGAGCUGCUCCAGAUGCUGGCGGAGCUCCGCAGGGUGGAGGAGCGCCUGCAGCCGUUCAUCCAGAGGGCUCACACCGUCCUGGAGAGCGCCACCUCCGCAGAGUACAGCAACACUGAGCGGGAGGAGGACCAGCGCGUCCUCAACCUGGUGGGGGAGGCUCUCCGUCUCCUCGGUAACGCCCUGGUGGCCCUCAGCGACCUGCGCUGCAACCUGCUGAGUCCCGCCCCCCGCCACCUGCACGUGGUACGACCCAUGUCUCACUACACCAACCCCGGAGCACUCCAUCAGAUUCCCCUGCAGAUGAACAUGGGCGCCACAGUGACGAUGGCGGCCAACGGCGCUGACGGACAGGCCCCGCCCACACAGCCCACCGCCCAAUCGGAGCAGGCCGGACCGGGACAGACGCCCUCGGCCAAUCAGCAUCCGGGCCCUGCCGGCCCCCGGGUCAUCAGGGUCAACCACCAGGCGGUUCCCGUGGUGAUGAUGCAGAUGAACCCUGAUGGUUCUGCUGUGAACGCCCCAACUGGACAGGCGGUUCCCGGGCAGCCAGGUCUUCCACCAGACUUCAUGCGGAACCUGAUGCAGCAGAUCAGCCAGUAUGCCGCUGCCGUGGCAACGAGCGCCGUGACCGGCCAACCGAUCCCUGAAAACGUCACCCCCCCCGGCGCCGGCACCCCCACCACCGCCGACCCGACCGGCAGCCCCGCGCACCCUCAGCCCCACCCCCAACCGCAGCCCAGGGUGGUGUUCACCAGGCCCACCUUCACCCCGCCAGCACCCCCGCCUCCCUUCAGCGGUGGAACCUUCCACAUGAGGCCCGGGGUUCCCGGACAGCCGUUCAACCAGAUGAUGAAUGACCUGGUGAGACCCCUCCUGGUACCGGGGCAGACCGGAAACACGGGCACACACACCUCUUCGUCGUCGUCCUCCUCCUCCUCUUCUUUCUCCUUCUCCUCCUCCUCCUCUGGCCCAGCUGCCCCUCCCACCUCGGAGAGUGGCGCUCCGCACGGCCAAUCACAGACGGGCAGCGGCCAGGCCCUGCCCCCAGACCUCAGCCAGCUGCUGGGCUCCCUGCUGGGGGGCGUGGCCGGGGCCUCGGCUCCGCCCAUCACCAUCACUUCCUCCUCCUCCUCAUCUGGGGUUCCCGCCUUCAUCCAGGGAGUCAACGACUUCAUGCAGCAGGCCUCCCAGCCUGUGUUCACCGCCCCUCCUCCCCCUGCAGGUCCCCAGGGCCCCGCCCCCCCGGGCACAGGCCCCCCCCCCCCGGGCGCAGGCCCCGCCCCCCCAGGUGUGGCGGUGGACUCUGAGUUCUUCACGGGGAUCGUGCGUGGGGUCCUGACCUCCAUGAUGGGCCCGCUGGGCCAGGGGCAGGGAGACACGGAGAGCAUCGCCCAGUUCAUCCAGAGGCUGUCCCAGUCCAGCAACCUGUUCACCUUCUCAGAGGAGACCUCUGGGUUCUUUGGGGAGCUGCUGACGCUGGUGUUCCAGAGCUUCAGUAUGUCCGACCUGGUCCUGCUGCUCCACGGACAGCACCAGCCCCUGGGCCGCAUCCAGCCGGAGCUGGCCCACUUCUUCACCCACAGCUACCUCAACGACCAGGAGCCCACUGACCACAACAUCACUGCCGCUGCGGACACUCUGGUGAAUGAGCUGGAGGAAUACAUUACAGAGAGCUUUAGAGAGUCCUCGGUCAGCGUGGUGGAAGGGGUGGACAUCACCCAGACCAACAUGUCCUGUUUCAGACAGCAGCUGGCCCGCAUCGCCACGCACAUCCUGCGCUGCACAGACGAGAGCUUCGGCCCGAGGUUGCUCCAGAUGUGUAACCAGGCGCUGUUCGAGUUCCUGGCUCUCAACCUCCACUGUCUCCAAGGAAACCAGGCCGCCUUAACGUCCGUCAUCAACCACAGAAUAAGGAGGAUGUCCAGCGACAUGAGCCCCAGUCUGGUCAACUGGAUGACCUCCAUGAUGACCAUGAGGCUACAGGUGGUGCUUGAGCAUCUCCCCCUCACCUCGACCAACAUCCAGCAGUACAUCAUCCUGACCCAGACGGAGCAGGCCAGCGAUCCCCAAGGACCCGAGACCAAGCCUACUGAACCGAGCCAGGAGCCUCAGGAUGCCGCCGCCGCCGCGUCGGCUCCGCUGGCCAGCCGGACGUCGCCGACGGUGCUGCUCCAAACGUGGGCCGUGCCGCCUGAAACCAGGCCGUUGCCGUCGGAGACCAGGACGUUGCCGUCGGAGACCAGGACGUCGCUAGGAGACAGGGGGGCUUGUGGGGGAACACCCCUAGGGGGCGCGGUGGUGACGUCAUCGUCCUGGGCCGACGACGCAGAAUCUGAAUCCUGGGAGGCUACAGUACCCCCGGAGUGGGUGCCUAUCAUCAGGUGUGACCUUCUGACUCAGAGGAAGGUCAAAGGUCAGCCUCCCCUAUCUGACGCCUACCUGACCGGCAUGCCGGCCAAACGCAGGAAGACAGGCCAGGCAGGGGGCGCCCUCCUCUCCCUCUCCGAUGCGGUGAGCCAGGCCGCCCGGUCUGCCGGGGUGCGGCCCCUGAACCCCUCCGGCCUCCAGGAGGAGCUGGGCGGCCAGGAGCUCCAGGAGGCCUACUCAGACCAGGUGAAGUCCGACCUUAAAAGACGUGUGGAGGACGACCCCGACUUCAACGCCCAGCAGUUCCCCAACGCACACCAAGCAUUCUCUCCGGACUCCUAGCCUGCCUCCCAUGAACCCCUGACCCCUCGAUCAGCUGCAUCCGCUCGUCAUGACCCACAUUUACUUCAAUUUGUUUCCUUUUUGAUGCAACUCUGGGCCGCUGUGGUAACCCAGCGCUAAACUACGCUAAGCUACACUGCUUCCUGCCUUCCUGUUUGUUGUAGCCAGGAGUCACUUUUUCGGUUUUCUGUGUUUUUGUCUUAGUCCAGUGACACUGGAUGACUGAAGUUUUGUUGGACUUGCAGAACCAAAGUAAUAAAGCUUGUUACAAAAUUA
Gadus macrocephalus (Pacific cod) is the source of this 4025-nucleotide messenger RNA. Its product is annotated as large proline-rich protein BAG6-like. The coding region runs from base 171 to 3749 and encodes 1192 amino acids. Lineage: Eukaryota; Metazoa; Chordata; Actinopteri; Gadiformes; Gadidae. The transcript is spliced from 25 exons. Gene Ontology annotation, molecular function: polyubiquitin modification-dependent protein binding; misfolded protein binding. The record is from RefSeq and is a predicted model, not a curated record. Gene Ontology annotation, cellular component: BAT3 complex.